CCAUUUGACAUUCCUUGAGUGUGUUAGUGAAGUGGGUAGCAUGGUAGCGAUCUAAGUAAUGUCCCGUGUGUGUGUGUGUGUGUGUAAGAGCAGGUGAAUGAGUUGGAGCUGGUGGUAGUGGGUUAAGUUGAGUUGGAGGUGAGGAAGGACAAUGGCUCUGAUGGUGGGUUUGCUCUCAGCUGCUGCUGCUGCUCCUGUCCGGUUUGGACUGAGGAGGACUUUACAGCGCUCUUCACUCACUGCUGCUGCUCUGGGAAAACUUUCUUCAGUCCGAAUAAAUGCCCACACUCACAAGAACCUGACCCUGAAUUACCUGAAGCCUCUGUGGGCUGGAAACAAUGCCUGGUCAACAUCUGUACUUUAUUCAGGGGACACGUCUAAAGAUGGACAACCGGGUGGACCAGAGAGUCAGUCGAGUGGAGGUGGAGGAUCAGGAGGAGGAAAGAAAGGAGGGAAGAGAGAUUGGAAAAGCCGUUUACAACAGGGUGAUAUUCCAUGGGAUGAUAAUGACUUCCGUUACAUGGUGGUCACAGUGGCAGGCGUUGCAUCCGUCCUGCUCUACUUGUACCUCCGGGAUCCAGGCACUGAGAUUACUUGGAAAGACUUUGUCCAUCGCUACCUGGCCCGAGGACUAGUGGAGGGAUUGGAGGUCAUUAACAAGCAGUUUGUCAAGGUCAACCUAGUCCCUGGUGCCCAUGGUUCAGAUGGAAGCUAUGUAUGGUUCAACAUUGGCAGUGUAGACACUUUUGAGCGAAAUCUAGAAGCCGCUCAUUAUGAGCUGGGGCUGGAACCGUCGAACAGGGUGGCAGUGGUGUACCGCUCAAAGAGUGACGGGUCUUUUAUUAAGAGCAUCAUUCCUACUUUGCUGCUGAUUGGUUUCCUGCUCUUCACCCUACGCCGAGCAUCAAUGGGUGGAGGUGGAGGUGGUGGAAAGGGGCGUGGCCUUUUCGGCAUGAGCGAAUCCCCCGCCAAGAUGAUGAAGGACAACAUAGAUGUGAAGUUUAAAGAUGUAGCCGGGUGCGAGGAGGCAAAAGUGGAGAUCCUAGAAUUCGUCAACUUUCUGAAGAACCCACAACAGUACCAGGACCUGGGUGCUAAGAUUCCUAAGGGGGCUGUGCUGUCAGGACCUCCAGGAACAGGCAAGACUCUGCUGGCCAAAGCCACUGCUGGAGAGGCUAAUGUCCCCUUUAUUACUGUCAAUGGCUCAGAAUUCCUUGAGAUGUUUGUGGGAGUCGGUCCAGCCAGGGUGAGGGACAUGUUUGCUAUGGCGAGGAAGAACGCUCCAUGCAUCCUUUUCAUAGAUGAGAUAGAUGCAGUUGGCAGGAAGAGAGGUGGAGGAAACUUUGGUGGUCAGAGUGAGCAGGAAAACACCCUCAACCAGCUGCUUGUGGAGAUGGACGGUUUUAACAGCAGUACGAAUGUUGUAGUAUUGGCCGGCACAAACAGACCCGAUAUCCUGGACCCCGCACUGAUGCGGCCGGGGAGAUUCGACAGGCAGAUUUACAUCGGACCUCCUGAUAUAAAAGGCAGAGCCUCUAUCUUUAAGGUUCACCUGAGGCCACUCAAACUGGACCCAGAUCUAGACCCAAAUGCCCUUGCUAGGAAAAUGGCUGCUUCCACACCUGGUUUCACAGGUGCUGAUAUUGCGAAUGUGUGUAACGAAGCUGCUCUAAUUGCUGCCAGACAUCUCAGCGGGGCCAUCAAUACCAAACACUUUGAACAGGCUAUUGACCGAGUGAUCGGAGGUCUUGAGAAAAAGACACAAGUCUUGCAGCCCACUGAGAAGAAGACAGUGGCUUAUCACGAAGCUGGGCACGCGGUAGUCGGCUGGUUCCUCGAGCACGCUGACCCACUACUCAAGGUUUCCAUUAUUCCACGUGGGAAAGGUCUGGGCUAUGCGCAGUACCUGCCUAAAGAGCAGUACCUGUACACACGGGAGCAGCUGUUUGACAGGAUGUGCAUGAUGCUGGGUGGUCGUGUGGCUGAGCAGGUUUUCUUUGACAGGAUUACCACUGGUGCUCAGGAUGACCUGAGGAAAGUCACACAGUCAGCCUACGCUCAGAUCGUGCAGUUUGGGAUGAGUGAAAAGGUGGGCCAGGUGUCGUUUGAUCUACCACGGCAGGGCGACAUGGUGCUAGAGAAGCCCUACAGCGAGGCCACGGCCGAGCUCAUCGAUCAGGAGGUCAGAGAACUGGUGGACACCUCCUACCAGAGAACCCUGAAGCUCAUCAAAGAGAAACGUGAACUGGUUGAAAAGGUGGGAAAGCGUCUCCUGGCGAAAGAAGUCCUGGACAAAGCUGACAUGGUGGAGCUGCUCGGUCCCAGGCCUUUUGAGGAGAAAUCCACUUAUGAGGAGUUUGUGGAUGGCACAGGCAGCUUCGAGGAGGACACGAGCCUACCUGAGGGGCUUAAGGACUGGAACACGGAAAAGGAGAAGAACCAGGAUGAGGUGGAAACCUCCCAAAAGAAACGCGCAGCCUGAACCAGACUUGAGAUUCUCCUCUCCUGUCAGGCUACUCCCAUAUCAGACCCUCACACUGAGGUGGCAUUUCUGUUGACUUUGUGUAGUGACAUGGCUGCAUUACACGUUUGUGAAAUGUUCAUAAGGGGCUUAUAAUAAGAUUUGAAAUGCCUUCAUCAUCAGCAGUGGAGGCCGGAAUGAAGUCCUAGGAAAUGUAGAAAAUCUUGGACUGAAGUCUGUACACCAUUUCAUUUUCAUGGGUACAUGACCUCAGACAGUGUUGUUUCAUUUCAGUUUUAGGAGCUAGGUGAUGGACUGAUUUGUUUUCUUUGUGAAUUUUUUUAAAUCGUCUUUACGAAGCAGACAAGAAGAGUUGAUGAUGUAUAUUUGUAUCAUUUGCAGACUGGUCUAAAAACAAAAACUAGUUUGAAUAAACCUGUAUAUUAUACUUAUUUAAUUAAACCGAUUUGUUCCACCACAA
Messenger RNA from Hemibagrus wyckioides, 2942 nucleotides. It is a transcript of the gene afg3l1, whose product is annotated as AFG3-like AAA ATPase 1. The transcript is spliced from 16 exons. NCBI's taxonomy places the organism in Eukaryota, Metazoa, Chordata, Actinopteri, Siluriformes, Bagridae. Gene Ontology annotation, cellular component: membrane; m-AAA complex. Gene Ontology annotation, biological process: protein-containing complex assembly; mitochondrial protein processing. Gene Ontology annotation, molecular function: zinc ion binding; ATP binding; ATP-dependent peptidase activity. The record is from RefSeq and is a predicted model, not a curated record. Bases 152 to 2482 code for a protein of 776 amino acids.